ACAUGACCAUUCCCCGUACAGGCACAGCAAGCAGAGGUGUGGACUUGAGGACUGGGCUGCAGGCCGAUUAAAUCACCGCGAUGCUUCCCCGAGAUGUCGCCCAUCGACAAGUCUGAAGCGGCCCAUGUCGACGGCCACCCCGGGGGCGAUGGACCGGUGUGCCGGUGAGCCAACGUGAGAACCGCGUCGCUCCAGAGGAAGCGCUUCGGUCCACCUCGCACAUGGGAACUGUUUGACUCGCGCUGCGUCUGCGUUUCGACUGUUUUGAAAACUCUCACGGAGACAUGUCGAGAGACGGCAUGACAGCCGUACGAGGAGCGCACUCCCACGCCACGAGCCCCGCUUCGCCCAAGGAGAACGGACACCCGGCGUCGAGCCCCGCUCAGCCCAACUUUCCCCAUCCCGCCGCGGGCGCCGUGCCCGAGGACGCCCCGGUGUCCUCCGCCAGCGAGCUGACCCAGACCUGGGUGCACAUCGCCAAAACGUUUGUGCUCAUUUUCCCCAUCUACGUCCUGGGCUAUUUCGAGUGUAGUUUCAGCUGGCUGCUGAUCGGACUGGUGAUCUUCUUCUGGUGGAGGAGGAACACCGUGGGGAAGCACAGCCGCCUGAGCCGCGCGCUGGCUUUCUUUGAGGACGAGGAGGAGCGCAGUGCCGCGCUGGGUCUCACCACCUCCGAUCUGCCACCAUGGGUCCACUUCCCAGACGUCGAGCGAGUGGAGUGGCUAAACAAGACAGUGAAACAGAUGUGGCCCUACAUCUGCAAGUUUGUGGAGAAACUGUUCCACGAGAUCAUCGAGCCGGCCGUGAAGGAGUCCAACGCCCACCUCAGCACCUUCUGCUUCAGCAAGAUCGACAUGGGGGACAAACCCCUAAGGAUCAACGGGGUCAAGGUUUACACAGAGAACGUGGACAAGCGGCAGAUCAUUAUGGACCUGCAGAUCAGCUUUGUGGGGAACACAGAAAUUGACGUGGACAUCAAACGUUACUACUGCAAAGCCGGCAUCAAGAGCAUCCAGAUCCACGGCGUGUUGAGGGUGGUCAUGGAGCCGUUGCUGGGCGAUAUGCCUCUCGUCGGAGCCCUGUCUCUCUUCUUUCUCAAGAAGCCUCUCCUGGACAUAAACUGGACUGGCCUCACUAAUAUCCUGGACAUUCCUGGGCUCAACGGUUUCUCCGACAGCCUGAUUCAAGACAUUAUCUACAGCUAUCUGGUUCUGCCCAAUCGGAUCACCAUCCCUCUGGUUGGGAACGUGGAACUGGCCAAGCUCCGCUUCCCGAUGCCAAAGGGAGUCCUCAGGAUUCACUUCCUGGAGGCUCAGGACCUGGAGGGCAAAGAUAAAUUUCUGGGGGGGCUCAUCAAGGGCAAGUCGGACCCUUACGGCGUCCUGCAGAUCGGAAACCAGAUUUUUCAGAGCAAGACGAUCAAGGAGAGUCUGCACCCCAAGUGGAACGAGGUUUAUGAGGCGCUGGUGUACGAGCACUCAGGCCAGCAUCUUGAGAUUGAGCUGUUUGAUGAGGAUCCCGACAAAGACGACUUCCUGGGAAGCCUCAUGAUUGAUAUGACCGAGCUGCACAAAGAGCAGAAGGUUGAUGAGUGGUUUGAUCUAGAAGAAACUCCUACGGGGAAACUCCACUUAAAACUGGAGUGGCUUUCUCUGUUCUCCACCUCUGAGAGGCUCGACCAGGUGCUGCGGAGCGUGCGCGCCGACAGAAGCCUGGCCAAUGACGGGCUGUCGUCAGCUCUCCUGGUGGUCUAUCUGGACUCAGCAAAGAACCUGCCAAGCAACCUGUCAGAUUUCACCUAUGACGGGUUGAAGCAAGUCUCAGUCUUUAAGGCCCUGAAGUCCGCUAAGAAGAGCAGCAGCGAGCCCAGCCCUUACGUCCAGUUCACAGUCGGGCACAAAACCCUCGAGAGUAAGAUCCGGUACAAGACCAAGGAGCCCCUGUGGGAAGACUGUUUCACCUUCCUUGUUCAUAAUCCCAGGAGGCAGGAGCUGGAAGUGGAGAUAAAAGAUGACAAGCACAAGUGCACGCUGGGUAACUUGACGGUGCCGCUGAGCGGCCUGCUGGCGGAGGAGGAGAUGACGCUGACUCAGUGCUUCGCUCUGAGGAACUCCGGACCCAGCUCCACCAUCAAGCUGAAGAUGGCCCUGCGGAUCCUGUCCCUGGAGAAGCAGGUGUCCUCCGACCUGCCUUCGUCCGUCCAGGUCAGGAAGUCCAGCGUGCCGCAGCCGGCCGCCGCCCCGUCCCUCCGGACGUCCGUGUCGGACUCCCCGCUGCCCCCGCCCACGCCGCCUCCGCCCCUGGACGCCUCCACGCUCACGCUGCAGCAGCGGGACGGCGAGCCGUACUCGGCCAGCCCGCUGCGCAGCACCACCAGCCUGAGCUCCGGCAUGUCCUCCUCCCAGAAGCACCUGCCCCACAAGGAGUCCACGCCCAGCCUGGCCUCGGAUAUCUCUCUGCCCUUCGCCACCGUGGAGCUCCAGCAGAGGCUCCGGCAGCUGCAGAACGGCUCGGCCCCCAGCCAGUUCCCCCUGGGCGAGAUCCAGCUGACGGUCCGACACAGCUCCCAGAGGAACAAGCUCAUUGUGGUGGUGCACGCGUGCCGUAACUUGAUAGCCUUCACCAAAGAUGGCUCGGACCCCUUCAUACGCCUCUAUCUGCUGCCUGACAAGAGUCGGACGGGGAGAAGGAAGACGGGCACAAUGAAGAGGACUCUUAAUCCUGUUUUUGAUCAAACGUUUGAGUUCAGUGUUUCUAUGGUGGAGCUCCACAGGAGAACUCUGGAUGUAGCAGUGAAGAACGGAGGAAGCAUCCUCUCCAAACACAAAGGGCUUUUAGGAAAGGUGCUGGUGGAUUUAAGUGGAGACGAGAUUUCCAAAGGAUGCACGCAAUGGUAUGAUCUCAGUGAAGAUGGAUUUUCGUCUCAAGGCAUCAAAAGUAUUCAAGACCCCCUCCUCUUAGAGUGAACCUGCCCCCCCCCCACUGUAAAAUAGUCAUCAUGAUCACCGAAGGGCACAUCAUCCUCUUGUAUUUAUUUACGUUCUCCUCCAGUUUGCAGGAGCGAUUUCAGCAUGUGAACAUUUUAUCAAGCAUUUCCUCUUCUUAUUUCACGGCCCUGGUCUGAUCGGAAGAAGAUACGGCGACAUGUUUGUGAUGCAUUGAGACACACUAACUGCCUUUGUCCCUGUUUUCAGUGUUUUGUGUAAAUAUCAGGUUGCUCAUGUUGAUAACGUAAGAGAAUUUGCAGGGGCUUUCAUGACGUGACUCUUUAAUUACCGAUACUGAAAUUCGUAUUAUUUUUUUUUUUUCUGUCCAGUUUGUUAAAAAUGUGACACAGUUCUGUUUCAGCGUCUGAGAAAACUUUUACCAAAGGAACAGAUAGACUCAAAACAGUCGGUUUUAGUAGCAGCCUUGACUCUGAUAUGUUUGUGUCAUGCAGUGUUAUUUGAUUGUUUACCUCUUAAUGUUAUUUAUGCUCGAUUGAAAACGCGGAAUGCACAUAUGCAACGAUUAAAAUGAUUGCUCUGUAUAUCUUAGGAGGUUUGUGCAAUACUGAUUUGCUCUGAACGUCGUCUCGCGCUGAAACCCCCCCCCCCCCCCCCCCCCCCACCCGUUCUGAGGGCAUUUUAGGGCUGUGAACGAGUGCUGUACAACACGAAGACUGCAAAGGAUACUUGAAUUAAAAGGUUUGACCGUCCUCCAAACCCAAAUGUGAGUCGAACAAACUGCGACGCGUGAUCAGAGACAGCGGCGAGUGCGUGGUGUGAGCAGGGCCGCCAGGACGUGCCGUCACGCUUGUAUAUGGUUUGCCACGCAGUUAUAACUGUUUGUUGGAGCUUUGAAAUACAUUUCUUGUUAUCUAUCCUGUGCCUUAAAAGAUCCACUAUGUAAUUUUUUGCCUUCUUAAUGUUAUUUUUGAAUGAUGCCUCACGGCUUUUGAUGAAUAAAUGGUUUCUC
This is a messenger RNA of Salarias fasciatus (jewelled blenny), 3957 nucleotides long. RefSeq names its product extended synaptotagmin-like protein 2b (gene esyt2b). Gene Ontology annotation, cellular component: endoplasmic reticulum membrane. Gene Ontology annotation, molecular function: calcium-dependent phospholipid binding; phosphatidylinositol binding; phosphatidylcholine binding. The coding region runs from base 285 to 2966 and encodes 893 amino acids. Gene Ontology annotation, biological process: lipid transport. The record is from RefSeq and is a predicted model, not a curated record. NCBI's taxonomy places the organism in Eukaryota, Metazoa, Chordata, Actinopteri, Blenniiformes, Blenniidae. The transcript has 23 exons.